Trichomycterus rosablanca is the source of this 2398-nucleotide messenger RNA. Its product is annotated as calpain-1 catalytic subunit. Bases 123 to 2237 code for a protein of 704 amino acids. The record is from RefSeq and is a predicted model, not a curated record. Gene Ontology annotation, cellular component: cytoplasm. The transcript has 22 exons. NCBI's taxonomy places the organism in Eukaryota, Metazoa, Chordata, Actinopteri, Siluriformes, Trichomycteridae. Gene Ontology annotation, molecular function: calcium-dependent cysteine-type endopeptidase activity; calcium ion binding. Gene Ontology annotation, biological process: proteolysis.
UGACCAUGGUGCAGCUGAGCUAACCCUGUGUACAGAGAUAAUCAGGACCAAGAUUUAAAUGCCGACUGGGGAGUGCCAACAAACAAAUACCCUCUAACAAAAGCAUCAAAAUCUAUUGGAGCAUGGAGACUGUUUGUGCCACUGGAGUGGCCGCUCGACUCAGGAGUGAAUGGGAUCGCAGUGAAGGUCUUGGGCAGAAUGACAAAGCUAUGAAAUUCCUUGGUCAAGACUUUGAGUCUUUGCGUGCAAGCUGCCUCCAGAGUGGUCGUUUAUAUGAGGAUGAUACCUACCCAGCCCAAACCUCUUCUCUAGGAUUUAAGGAGCUGGCACCUGGUUCUGCCAAAACCAAAGGAGUGCGCUGGAUGAGACCCACGGAGUUCUGUAGUGACCCGCACUUCAUCGUCGAUGGAGCAACUCGCACAGACAUCUGCCAAGGCGCUCUAGGGGACUGUUGGCUUUUGGCGGCCAUUGCGAGUCUAACCUUGAACGAGCCUUUGCUGCAUCGUGUGGUUCCUCAUGGCCAGAGCUUCCACCAUCAAUAUGCAGGAAUCUUUCAUUUUCAGUUUUGGCAGUUUGGGGACUGGGUGGAUGUAGUGAUUGAUGACCGGCUGCCAGUGAGAGAUGGAAAGCUCCUAUUUGUUCACUCAGCUGAAGGGACAGAGUUCUGGAGUGCCCUUGUAGAGAAGGCAUAUGCCAAGUUAAAUGAAUGUUAUGAGGCGCUCUCUGGAGGCAGUACGUCUGAGGGCUUUGAGGAUUUUACUGGCGGAGUUACAGAAAUGUAUGAACUGAAGAAAGCUCCACCCAACCUGUUUAGCAUCAUCCAAAGAGCUGUGGAAAGAGGAUCUCUACUGGGCUGCUCCAUAGAUAUCACAGGACUGUUUGACAUGGAGGCGGUCACUUUUAAAAAGCUGGUGAAAGGCCAUGCUUAUUCUGUUACAGGAGUGGAGGAGGUGGAGUGUAGAGGAAAUGUCAUAAAGCUAAUUCGCAUCAGGAACCCCUGGGGAGAGGUUGAAUGGACUGGAGCCUGGAGUGACAAUUCCAAGGAGUGGAGUGGAAUUGAGCCCUCAGUAAGGGCAAGCCUGUACAAUCGCUCUGAAGAUGGAGAGUUCUGGAUGUCAUUUAGUGAUUUUAUGAGGGAGUUCAGUAGGCUGGAGAUUUGUAAUCUGACUGCAGAUGCACUACAGACCUGUGAGCUGAAGAAGUGGAGUUCGUCCCUUUAUCCUGGAGAGUGGAGAAGAGGCAGCACUGCGGGAGGCUGCAGGAACUACCCGGCAACCUUUUGGAUCAACCCUCAAUAUAAAAUUGUGCUGAAGGAUCCGGACGUUGAGGGUCAAGAUGGCUGCAGUUUCCUAGUAGCACUAAUGCAGAAGGAUAGGCGGCGGUUACGGCGUGAGGGCAAGGACAUGGAAACUAUUGGAUAUGCAGUUUAUGAGGUUCCCAAAGAGUUUCUGGGCAGCACCGGUGUUCAUCUGAAACGUGACUUCUUUCUCACCCACACAUCCAGCGCUCGAUCUGAGCUCUUCAUCAACCUGCGAGAGGUGAGCUCACGCUUCUGUCUGCCAGCUGGGGAGUACAUCAUAGUUCCCUCCACCUUUGAACCCAAUAAAGAGGGUGAUUUUGUGCUAAGGGUCUUCUCUGAAAAAGCUGCAGACUCUGAGGAACUUGAUGAUGAGCUUUCUGCUGACCUGCCAGAAGAGCCCGUGCUAGCAGAAAGUGAGAUUGAUGAAGGCUUUAAGGCACUUUUCACCAAGCUAGCUGGAAAGGAAAUGGAGAUUGAUGUACCAAAACUUCAGACAAUUUUGAAUCGUGUAGUAAGCAAACACAAGGACUUGAAAACUAACGGCUUUGACAAGGAGGCUUGCAGAAGCAUGAUUAAUCUUUUGGAUACAACUGGUAAAGGAAAGCUGGGCUUAAUGGAUUUUCAUGGGCUUUGGGAGAAGAUCAAGCACUAUCUGACUGUGUUUAGAGACUUCGAUUUGGACAAGUCUGGCACCAUGAGCUCCUAUGAAAUGCGUCUGGCACUAGAAUCUGCAGGCUUCAAGCUGACCAAUCACCUGUUUCAGUUAAUAAUCCUGCGUUAUUCUAAGCCAGACAUGAAUGUGGACUUUGACAGCUUUGUAACCUGCCUGAUUCGUCUAGAGAGCAUGUUCAAGACGUUCAAGACUUUGGACACAGAUUCAGAUGGAGUGGUGUCUCUAAGUUUUCCUCAGUGGAUCUCUCUUACCAUGUUUACCUAGAUGGUGUCUUGACUUCUUCAUUGUACUCAACUACUACUCGUACUUUCUUCUUUUUUCUGCCUGUGUUGCCUCUUAUACAUUCUCUCAUUUUGUCUAUACACCCUCUUUGUUGUACCUUUGCCAAAGAAAGGUAACACUGUAUUAUAAAAAUUUUAAAAAUA